Candida albicans SC5314 is the source of this 330-nucleotide messenger RNA. It is a transcript of the gene SUI1, whose product is annotated as translation initiation factor eIF1. Gene Ontology annotation, biological process: translational initiation. The coding region runs from base 1 to 330 and encodes 109 amino acids. The record is from RefSeq and is a predicted model, not a curated record. NCBI's taxonomy places the organism in Eukaryota, Fungi, Ascomycota, Pichiomycetes, Serinales, Debaryomycetaceae. Gene Ontology annotation, molecular function: RNA binding; translation initiation factor activity; ribosomal small subunit binding. Gene Ontology annotation, cellular component: eukaryotic 43S preinitiation complex. The transcript has a single exon.
AUGUCAACUAUCCAAAACUUAAACGCAUUUGAUCCAUUCGCCGACACUGGUGAUUCAGAAGCUCAACCAACAAAUUACAUUCAUAUUCGUAUCCAACAACGUAAUGGUAGAAAAACUUUAACCACAGUUCAAGGUGUUCCAAAUGAAUAUGAUUUGAAAAAAAUUUUAAAAGUCUUGAAAAAAGACUUUGCUUGUAAUGGUAAUAUUGUUAAAGAUGAUGAAUUGGGUGAAGUUAUCCAAUUACAAGGUGAUCAAAGAGUUAAAGUUAGUGAAUUUUUAACUGCUCAAUUACAAUUACCAAAGAAAAACAUCAAAAUCCACGGUUUCUAA